CAGCCCCCAAACCAACUUGUCCCCAGCAACUCCAUCUUCCCAGUCCCCCCCCCCGUCCCCGUGCAGAGACAUCAGGCAAAGUCUUGUUUUUUCCUGUGGCAUUUCCAGUGACAGCUGCGGGGCUCCGUUCCCUGCACUGUCGGAGAAAGGCAGGAAGCAAAGUUUGUCGGGAGCCUCGGGGUGACUUUGCCUCGGGGACCCCUUUUGUGCCUCGGUGUGCGCGGAGCUAGUUUCCAGUUUCCCGGGCAGUGGGUGCCAGGCGCCCGAGCCCCUCUGGUGAUUUGUUAGGAAAGUGAUGACAUGAACUAGUAGCGGAGAAUUGCAGGCGCCUGUUCCCCGCCCUGGAGAGGGGGGGAGCCCCGGAGAGCUUGUCAGUGAGAGCCAGAAGCAGGCUCCCGGGCUCAGCACCGUUAAAGCCCGCAAGGCGGGAUCCGGGGGCAGCGCGCCGGUCCGGGCACAGGGGCUCGGGAGCUGCGUGGAUGCCGCCCUGUGACCGCCGAGAUGAGGGAGCAGCCGUUAUUUGCCUGGCCCUGAUUCUCGAGGCUGUCGUGGCUGUGGAAUGCGAAAGCCAGGACAUGAUGGAACCAGGGCUUGAGGAUCCUCUCACGAUGCCGGAGGAAAGUUGUCUCAGGCAGACCCCGCAGAAGAUUCCGUACCGGGACCUCCCUCACCUGGUCAACGCUGACGGGCUGUACCUCUUCUGCAAGUACUGGAAGCCGACUGGCACACCCAAGGCCCUCAUCUUUGUGUCCCAUGGCGCUGGGGAACACUGCGGCCGCUAUGAUGAGCUGGCUCAGAUGCUGGUGGGGCUGGGGCUGCUGGUGUUCGCCCACGACCACGUUGGCCACGGACAGAGCGAAGGGGAGAGGAUGGUCGUGUCUGACUUCCACGUUUUCGUCAGGGACGUGCUCCAGCACGUGGAUAUCAUGCAGAAAGACUAUCCCGGGAUCCCUGUCUUCCUUCUGGGCCACUCCAUGGGAGGUGCCAUCGUCAUCCUCACAGCCGCAGAGAGGCCAGGCCACUUCUCUGGCAUGGUUCUCAUUUCGCCUUUGGUUCUUGCCAAUCCUGAGUCGGCCACCACUUUCAAGGUCCUUGCUGCAAAAGUUCUCAACCUUGUCCUGCCAAACAUGUCCCUGGGCCCGAUUGACGCCAGCAUGCUCUCUCGGAAUAAGACGGAGGUCGACCUUUAUAACGCAGACCCCCUCAUCUGCCGGGCAGGGCUGAAGGUAUGCUUCGGCAUCCAGCUUCUCAAUGCCGUCUCACGGGUAGAGCGGGCCCUCCCCAAGCUGACGUUGCCCUUCCUGCUGCUCCAGGGCUCUGCUGACCGCCUGUGCGACAGCAAAGGAGCCUACUUGCUCAUGGAGUCCUCCAAGAGCCAGGACAAGACACUUAAGAUUUACGAAGGUGCCUACCACGUUCUCCACAAAGAGCUUCCUGAAGUAACCAACUCCGUCUUCCGUGAAAUCAACAUGUGGGUCUCUCAAAGGACUGCGGAGACAGAGAGGGGGUCCCCGCCCUGAGUGCCCUGGCCCCGGGCCAUCCACAGUCAGAGAAGCGGGCAGAGGAAGGGCAGAAGCUGGCUUCUCAGAUGUGGCUUGCAAAAAAAAAGAAAAAAAUCAUAAUUGGAGGAAUCCCUAGCAUAAUUUACUUAAAAAAAAAAAUUUCUUGUGGCGUUAGGCUGUUUGCCACCAGGUCUACCUUAAGAGGUAGAUGCUGUCUGCAAACACAGGAAAGGGUCCCAGGCAGUCUUCCAGAGAGGGGGGAAGGUGCGGAGUGUCCCAAGAACACAGCGAAGCCUCUGCCCGCCUCUCCCGGCUCCCAGGAGGUUCCCAGGAGCUCCUGGUGGUCCCGGGAUGCCUGACCGCAAUAACUGGGGGAUACUCCCCUCCUGCCCACCCUCCGGCCCCCACCCCAGCGCCCCUCUCCUCUGGGCCUCGCCCAGUGGCUCUUCUCUGGCCGUGGGAUGGGGUGGCCAGCCUCAGCUCCCCCAGGCACACUCCCGUGCCCUCUGAGACCCAGAAAAUUCCGUAUGUCCUCAAAAUGAGUAGCCACCUGACCCAAGGCAGUUCCUGUCGGCAGGAGGCUUGGCCCAGAGGAGGACUAGGCGGGAGAGCCUUCCUCCCCUCCCUCCUCCAGGGCAGCCCGAGGCCACCCCAAGUGCCGUGUGUAGUCAGGGGCUGCCUUUCCACCCCUGACUCAUUCUACCUGCCACAGCGAGAGGACAAUUGUACUAAAGAUGAAAUGUCUAAUAUAUAAUGUAUAUUCUGAAACAGAGACUAUCUGCGUGGGUGGGUAGGUGGGUGGGACAAGGGGGCCUGAAGGCGCAGGGGCCCCUGGGAGGCAGGGCAGGCGUCAGCAGGGGCAGCAGCAGGCCUGUCCCUGGGCCCCGCCCGCUGGGCCACAGCCGUCCUGGGAGCCUGGGUGCUGGCAGCACAGCUACCUCUGGUGGCAGAAGAGAGUCCCAGUGUGGUGGCCCUGCCCAGAGCUGUGAGCCCCUGGAAGCCAAAGCCAGAGGGGCCACCCUUUCCCAGCAAGGUCCCCGCCACUGGACCUGCCUCUCUCGGUGCCACCCCUGCCCACCCUGGGCCCUCACUUAGCGGCAGCAAUAAAUGGGGAUCACCACCCACCGUGGGAGUACUUGCACUUCAAGUGGACUCACUGUGGCCUCAUGAGGCCCCUUAGUGCAGAUAUGGCCGUGGCAGGGGUGGAGCCCCUGGGGGCCGCCAGGAGCCCAGAACCCCAUGGAAGGUGCAGUGAGGGGCCCAGGCCAAGGCGACGGCUCCUCCUGCCAGCCCCCUGGCCCGGGGCUGGGAAUUGGGGCUCCCACCCCUCCUCCUCUGGCAGUGGGCACUCCUGGGGCUUGUCCUGGGUCCCCGGGAAGGGGAGCCCCUCUGCCCUCCCUCUGGGAACCCUGACCACACCAUGGGGGAGCCAGAGCUGGUCACUGCCAGCGGGUGGCCUGGGCCCGGCCAAAGGUUACUCUUGCAGCACUGAGGUUUGUGUUCUCCUGCCCCUGCCCCUCGGGAGGGGCGAAGUGCCCAGGCGUCCGCCUCAGGGCGACAGGGCCCAGAUCCCCACGGAGAGUGGCUCCCAUCACCCCAUCUUGUUUCUCUGGCUUCUCUUUGGAGGAGAGAAAUGUAAAAUAUGCACUGAGAAAGAAGGCCAGCCCUGCCUGCUCAGCUGGGCAGCCGUGUGGGCGUUUCUGCUCCUCAGCUGGGGCUGCAGAAACCCCACCCCAAUUCCUCAAAACCACCAGCCGCAGGCCCAGAUCUGGAAGCUGGAGCCUGGGGCUGUGAUAGCACAGGUCACACCAAGUCCCACCCUCCCGCCCCCGCGCCUCUCCCAGAAGCAUGUGACAGCAAUGCCAUUUCCCAAAUUAAAUAUCAGGUUCGUGGUUUGACCAGGAAUCUUUCAGAUGCAUGAAAUUGUUUAUAUGAAUGUCUUACAGGGACACAUUCCGCAUUUACGCAUCUGGUUAAAGAAUCACCUAUAUUAAAGAGAAAAAAGUAGUUAUUUGAAACCAGGACUGUCUCCUGGGAGAGGGGACAGGGGACAUCUCCAUGUCGUGCCCACCUGCUGAAUCAGGACCGGGUGCAGGAGCCAGACCUGACCUGUGUCUGGAGUCCCACACACGGCCGCCCCAGGGCUUCGCGCCCUUCCUGUCCUGGGGAGGCUGUGCGAGUGUUGGCUUGAGUUCACCCUCAGUGUUGACAGCUCUGUGCUGAGAUUCGGAGCUUCAAACAAGUGCCAUCGCCUCAGCACAGAAGAGUUGGAUUUGGAAGGGAAGCUGGGUCACACACGGUCUGCCCUGGAGAAGUGAGCAGAGGGCAAAGGCCGGGGAGGACCCGUGGAGAUGCUGCUGAUCCAAACCCCUGGGGGCCCACACACUAUUGGGACACUAGGACCCAGCACUGAUGCGGACACAGUGCCUUCCCCCAUGACUCGGAUCAUGCCGGGCCACACAGGAAGGGGUUUCAUGCCUGAAAAUCUUUCUAGGAAAAGAUACCACCUGCAGCUAAUGGGACUCCCAACCCCACCAGGCUCCGUUCCUUUGCAGGGGUGGGCAGCCUCCCUCCUGUCCAGCGGCGACCCCAGUGUCCCCCUCAGGUUCUGGGGGACACUGGGGCUCGUGGUAAGAGCAGUAAAGGAUGCUGGCGCUGCUCAGCAUCCUGCGGCAAGGCCCCACGCUGCCUUUUCUUUCUCUUGCCGAUUGCUAACAAACCCAUUAGGAUCACAAUGAUUUUCUGAGCAAUUUACCAGUUUGUUAUUGUCGCUGCAGCUCAGCCACAUCUUUACAUGUAUACUGUGAGUGGGGACACAUGUAUCAGUUUAGAACCAUUAAAGGAACCAAUGUAUGCCACAGCUAAUCUUAAUAAACCAGAUGUUUUCUGAA
Equus quagga is the source of this 4393-nucleotide messenger RNA. RefSeq names its product monoglyceride lipase (gene MGLL). Gene Ontology annotation, cellular component: membrane. Bases 480 to 1520 code for a protein of 346 amino acids. The record is from RefSeq and is a predicted model, not a curated record. Gene Ontology annotation, molecular function: lipase activity. Lineage: Eukaryota; Metazoa; Chordata; Mammalia; Perissodactyla; Equidae. The transcript is spliced from 8 exons.